UGUUUCUUAUUCACGCAGGAGUUUUCUCCCUGGCAGAGGGGACUCGAGGGCUGCUUACUGCUUUUGCAGGCUGCUUGUCAUGAAGCAUUUUCUAAUGGCAAAGCUUUGGGAGUAGCAACGUGUCUAAACUCAGGUUAUAUAGGAAUAUCACCCCUAAGUCUUUCUGUGCAUCUCGAUAUUGAAAUGUGGUUACCCAGAAGAUGACUAUUCCCCUUUGCAUAGGUAGCCUCAUCCCAACACUUUCUUUGCAGAAGCGAGGUCCUUGCUCCAAUUUAAUUUCAUCCCUUCCUUUUGCUAGUGGCACCUCAUGCAUAUUUCAUAGAUGAAGCGCAUUGUCAAAGGAAAAUGAAGAUGUGACUUCAUUGCUGGAAAUCUUCACAAAAACCCACAAGCUAAGAAUGAAAACAUAUGACUGAAUGCAAACAAGUUAUGGUCAAAUGAGCGCAUUGACUUUUGCCCUUGGAGUCCUGUGCCUUCUACAAGUUACCCAAUGUAAUAUUUGCAGCCAGGAAAAACUGAACUUAAAGAAAAAGCAAAGCAAAAAGGUCCCAGAAACAUUGGGCCAAGCAGAUCUUUUAGCAGUUCAGAUGCUGGAGCUCACUAUAGCCUUUUCUUAAUUUCACUGCUAUUUCUUCUACUCCAUGAUUAAAGGUUUCACAGAGUGUGUAAUAUCAACUAGUCUAAUGCAUUCCACCGUAUUGACUGGUUAAAGAUUCUUCAGAGGGAGGAAAAGCUUCCACAACGAAUCUCAGACAAGCACUGGUGCAGGUGGCCAGUCCAUUGCUGAUACUUACGGGUGAUCAGCUAACCAAGAAGUUUUGACUUUCUUUAGUCUAGUAAAAGAGAACAAAUAGCAUUGAUUAUCAGGCAAGGAAAAGUUGUCCUGGAGCGUCUUCCUCUUGUUCUGCAUUUGCAGUGCAGCUUCAAGAAAGUGUACAGGUUCUUCAAAUAACUGAAGUGCUAUACUUUCCUUACAGGAAUAGGUUCCCCAGCAUGAACUUUGAAGCAGAGAUUCUGACAGCUCCACACGAUAAUUCAGAGCUAUAUGUGAUCCCUUCCAUGAGAAGUCUCACGGCUGAGGAGUAUGUAGAAGCCUUUAAGUCGUUUUUGGAUCAUUCAACAGAGCACCAGUGCAUGGACGAGUUCAACAAGGAAGAAAUGCCCAACAUCAUGGCUGGUCUCGGCAACGGAAAAUCGACUAUAAAUGUUCUGGGAGUUGGAAGUGGCACAGGCGAGCAGGAUUUGAAAAUGAUCAGGAUACUGCAGGCUGCACACCCAGGGGUCUUUGUUGACAACGAAAUCAUAGAGCCCAACCCACAGCAUGUGGCAGCUUACAAAGAGUUGGUGAAUCAAGCUCCAGACCUGCAGAAUGUCUCUUUUAUUUGGCACCAGCUCACUUCCUUGGAAUAUGAACAACAGGUGAAAGAGAAAGGUGCACAUAAGAAAUUCGACUUCAUCCAUAUGAUCCAGAUGCUGUACCGUGUGGAGGAUAUUCCCAAUACUAUCAAGUUUUUCCACAGCUGCCUCGACCAUCAUGGUAAACUCUUGAUCAUAAUUUUAUCAGACAGCAGCGGAUGGGCCAGCUUAUGGAAGAAGUACAGACACUGCUUGCCUUCCACCGACAGUGGCCACUACAUCACCUCCAACGGCAUCACAGAUGUUUUGAAGAGACUGGGUGUUGAGUACCGCGUUUAUGAGUUCCCAUCGGGCUGGGAUAUCACUGAGUGCUUUAUCGAGGGGGACCCGGUUGGAGCCUGCAUGAUGGAUUUCAUGACGGGGACAAAAAACUUCCUGGGCACGGCCCCCCCGGGGCUGCGGCGGCGGCUGCAGGAGGCUCUCUGCCAGCCCGAGUGCAGCAGCAAAAAGGACGGGAGGGUCAUUUUCAGAAACACCUUGAGUAUGAUUGUGGUUGAAUCCUAGAGUCCGGACCAACUGCCGAAGACAAGUUAGGAGGGGUAUAGGGGCGAUGCGGUUGCAGAAGGGCAUAGCAUAGAAAGAAGGCCACUUGCAGGCAAGAAGGCAAGAAAGUGGGGCUCAUCCGCAGUCUCCCGUUCCCAGCCAGGGUCAGUGGACACUGCAACACUGGGGAUGAGCUCUUUGUCCCGAUGAUGUCAAUGGAGCCUGACUAUUUAGUCCAGCCCUAGGAGAAUGUUUUCCUGAAAGGAAAGAGCUCCAUCUCACUAAAAGCCUACAUGGACUUUUUUUUUUAAUGGUAUGCAUCCUGUCUGUGCUUUUGACACUGGAAUUUCCACUUUUCUAUGUAGCCAGCAUGUUUACAUACCUAAAGACGUGUCUAUAUGACCAGGUGCUCCCGGCUGCAGCCCCUGUGCUGGCUCCAUACAGACCCACUGCUUACAGCUGCACCAGGGAAAAAACAGCAAGGUGUCCCUGCUGCUUUGCACCCAAGUAAUGCACCUCACUGCACCCAGACCUGAGCUGUAAGUUGCUCUGCACUAGGCUAUUUCACAUGGUUUUAUCAGCAUAGGUAUUUACUGCCUCAAGCAUCUCAGCGUCUCGCAAUAUAGACAUGUCUUAAAAAUUUAUCGGCCUUUUUGUUUGGAGAAUUUUUUGGAUCCCAGGAUGAUACUUGCCCUGUGCUCUUUCAGGCAGAUACUAAUU
Messenger RNA from Pygoscelis adeliae (Adelie penguin), 2619 nucleotides. RefSeq names its product histamine N-methyltransferase-like. The record is from RefSeq and is a predicted model, not a curated record. NCBI's taxonomy places the organism in Eukaryota, Metazoa, Chordata, Aves, Sphenisciformes, Spheniscidae. Gene Ontology annotation, molecular function: N-methyltransferase activity. The transcript has 7 exons. The coding region runs from base 994 to 1920 and encodes 308 amino acids.